This is a messenger RNA of Carassius gibelio (silver crucian carp), 1851 nucleotides long. RefSeq names its product tripartite motif-containing protein 16-like. The transcript has 6 exons. The record is from RefSeq and is a predicted model, not a curated record. The coding region runs from base 36 to 1661 and encodes 541 amino acids. Lineage: Eukaryota; Metazoa; Chordata; Actinopteri; Cypriniformes; Cyprinidae. Gene Ontology annotation, molecular function: zinc ion binding; protein binding.
GUCGUGUGUUUGUGUCUCUUUAUUCCUGCAGUAAAAUGGCAGAAGCCAGAUUUUCUCAGGAUGAGCUUUCGUGUCCAGUGUGUCUGGAUCUCCUGAAGGAUCCAGUGACCAUCCACUGUGGACACAGUUACUGUAAGAUCUGUAUUACAGACUGCUGGGAUCAGGAGGAUCAGACGAGAGUCUACAGCUGUCCUCAGUGCAGACAGACCUUCAGUCCAAGACCUGCUUUAGCUAGAAACACCAUGCUGGCUGAACUGGUGGAGAAACUGAAGAAGACCAGACUCUCUGAUGACUGUUACGCUGGAGCUGGAGAUGUGCAGUGUGACGUCUGUACUGGAAGAAAACACAAAGCCGUCAAGUCCUGUCUGAUGUGUCUGAACUCUUACUGUCUGAAUCACCUCGAGCAACAUGAGAGUUUGUUUAAAGGAAAGAGACACAGUUUGACCGAAGCCACUGGACGACUGCAGGAGAUGAUCUGCCAGAAACAUGAGAAGCUUCUUGAGGUUUUCUGUCGCACUGAUCAGAAGUGUAUAUGUAUGCUGUGUAUGAUAGAUGGACAUAAAAACCAUGACACUGUAUCCGCUGCAGCACAGAGGACAGAGAAACAGAAGCAGCUGAAGGAGACACAGAAGACGCUCCAGCAGAGAAUCCAGCAGAGAGAGAAAGAUCUCCAGCAGCUGAGAGAGACUGUGGAGUCUCAUAAGCGCUCUGCACAGACAGCAGUGGAGGACAGUGAGAGGAUCUUUACUGAGCUCAUCCGCUCCAUUGAGAGAAGCCGCUCUGAGCUGAUACGACUGAUCAGAGAUCAGGAAAAGACUGCAGUGAGUCGAGCUGAAGAACGACUGGAGAAACUGGAGCAGGAGAUCAAUGAUCUGAGGAGGAGAGACACUGAGCUGGAGCAGCUUUCACACACACAGGAUCACAUCCAGUUCCUGCAGAGUUUCCAGUCUCUCUCAUCACCUCCUGAAUCUACAGAUGUUAAUGAUGAUCUCUUCAGUUCUCUCAUCUCUUUUAAUGACCUGAGAGAAUCUGUCCAUCAGCUGAGAGACAAACUGGAGGAUUUCUGUAAAGAGGAGCUGAAGAAGAUCUCAGACAGAGUCACAUUCACCAACAUUGUUCCCAGAACCAGGAAGGACUUCCUGAAAUAUUCCCAUCAGCUCACUCUGGAUCUGAACACAGUGAAUAAACACCUCCAUCUGUCUGAGAACAACAGAGUGAUUGCUGGCACUAACACAGUCCAGUCUUAUCCUGAUCAUCCUGAUAGAUUUGAUGGACAAUGUCAGGUGUUGUGUAGAGAGAGUGUGUGUGGACGCUGUUACUGGGAGAUUGAGUGGAGUGGAUAUGUGCGUAUAUCAGUGUCAUAUAAGAGCAUCAGCAGGAAGGGACAGGGUAAUGAGUGUAUGUUUGGAUCUAAUGAUCAGUCCUGGAGUUUGAUCUGCACUCCCUCCAGUUACUCUUUCAUGCACAGUAACAUAAAGACUGAUCUCCCUGUAAAGUCCAUCAGCAGUAGAAUAGGAGUGUUUGUGGAUCACAGAGCAGGAACUCUGUCCUUCUACAGCGUCUCUGACACAAUGAGCCUCAUCCACACAGUUCAGACCACAUUCACUCAGCCGCUCUAUCCUGGGUUUUAUGUUUGGCUUGGAUCAGUGAAACUGUGUUGAUUAAUCAGAAUAGAGUGACGAGAGAUUCUACCCAUAAUGCUUUGAGCUGCAUGAUACAUCAGUAACAGUGAUGUUAUAGAGUCUCUUCUCUUCAUUACAUUAAUACUGCAGCUGAACUUCUGUCACUGAAAUAAUGUCACAAUAAAUGUGUGUAAAAUCCUCAUGUUGACAGUAAAAUCAAUGUGUGUGU